Messenger RNA from Naegleria gruberi, 1015 nucleotides. Its product is annotated as N-acetyltransferase. The coding region runs from base 8 to 970 and encodes 320 amino acids. Gene Ontology annotation, molecular function: N-acetyltransferase activity. NCBI's taxonomy places the organism in Eukaryota, Heterolobosea, Eutetramitea, Acrasida, Naegleriidae. The transcript has a single exon. The record is from RefSeq and is a predicted model, not a curated record.
AUUAGGAAUGAAUGAAAGAUCAAAUAUAGAGAAUAAUGCUCAAAGCCUUGUUGAUCAUCAACAACAACAAUACGAACAGCAGGCUUGCGAGUAUGAAAAACAAGUUUAUCAAAAUACACCUUCUUUAAGGAAAACAUGUAAUGAAGAAAUAUUAUUACACAAUUCUAACGAUUCAAUCAUUAUAAGAUCAUACAAUUACGAGACUGACGAAAAGCAAGUGAACAAGAUCUUUGUGGAAGGAAUCAAGUCUAUAGUACCAACUUAUUUACAAACAUUCUAUUUAUUCAUUCAUCAUUUCGGAAUUAUACAAGUAUUUUCAAUACUAUCCCUAUUCUAUAUUUCAUCGUUUAUAUUUCAAUUUGGAAUUAUUAAAUUAUUAUUUAAUCCAGAUGAUUCAUCCUCCACGACCAAUAGCAAUACAACAUCCCUCCUUUCCAUCAUUCUCUCAUUCACUAAUUUAUCAGCGUCUUCUACAAUUUAUGCUAUAAUUUCUACCUUUAUUACCUGCACAAGUAUGGUUGUAUUACUGCUUUGUGGCUUGUCUAAAUAUGUCGAUUAUUCUGCCAGAUCUUAUAUUUAUCAACAAUUUAAAUAUAGUGACAUGUCUAAUAUUCAAAAGUUCUACAUUUGGGAUGAAGAUAAUCACUUUUGGGUGGCUCAACUAAAAUCAACAGGAGAAAUAGUUGGAACCAUUGGUGUUCGAAAGAGAGCCAAUCAGGAAGAGACAGUAGAAUUGAAAAGAAUGAGCGUAUCCAGUUCAAUGAAACGAAAAGGUGUUGCCUCUCUAAUGCUCAACCACCUUGUGAAAUGGAGCAAAGAAAAGGGAUACAAAACAAUUGUUCUCUCCACUAGUUCUCUACAAGCAGCAGCAGUUGACUUUUACAAAAAGAAUGGCUUUUCUGUUGUGAAAAUGAGAAGAUAUAGUCGAUUCCUACCAACAGCUCACCUUACCUUUGAAAAACACCUCUAACAACAAAAUUGUACAUAAAAAAAUUCCACAACAAGUAUUCCAUAA